AUGCUCUCGCCCCUCCGCACCUCGACCGUCCGCACCCUCGCCGCCGUCCCUGCUUCCCGCCGCUACUUCUCGCUCGGAGCUGCGUGGGACCCGCUCCAGCGCGGCACUGGCGCUCUCCGCCCGAGGAAAGAGUUCUACCCGUCGCAGUGCGGCAAGAGCGGCGAGGAGGUCAAGCAGGGAGUGUGGUACUGGCGGCUCGCUACCUACGAGAUGGGCUACCUCUGGGCCUUCAUCGGCGUGAUCGGAGCCGUUGGCGUCGGCAUGGGCUACCACCACCACAGGGCUAACGGGCUCGACGGCCACCUCAAGCACUGA
This is a messenger RNA of Rhodotorula toruloides NP11, 315 nucleotides long. RefSeq lists its product as uncharacterized. The record is from RefSeq and is a predicted model, not a curated record. Bases 1 to 315 code for a protein of 104 amino acids. The transcript has 5 exons. NCBI's taxonomy places the organism in Eukaryota, Fungi, Basidiomycota, Microbotryomycetes, Sporidiobolales, Sporidiobolaceae.